AUGCCAGUUGCUAAUGAAGCUUCCUCAUUCAACGUUUUAUACGCUUUGAACAAGUGUAAUCCAAAGCGACGCCGCUGGAUGAAUGGUUGGCUGUACGUCAACUUCGAUAGGGCAACACUUGUCGAUGGCAUCAGCCGUAAAGCAGUCGGUGUUGUGUCUGGUACUGGACUACUUCCCAAUAAAGUUUUUAAGAUGAUGGUGGAGGCUGACAACGGAGCGGCGUGGGAAAUGGGAACUGAGGUGGUUAUCGGCCAAUAUAUCACGCAAAUUGAGGGUACCACAAGGCUUCAUUUAAUUCCGUACACCCUGUUUAGCGGCGUCGAUUGUAUCGAUGAUAAUGCGGCGGAGGAGGUGAGCAGUGUGGAGCUGGCAGGGUCAUCCAUGACUUCUCGUGUGGUGAAUGUUACUGCAGGAUUCAGCGCAACCAGAGCAGAUGCUCCGCUAUCCAGACGGAAAACAACAGAGCAGCUUAUUUCUGAACUGCGAGGUGCUUACCCGCAAAUUUUCAUAUAA
Messenger RNA from Trypanosoma brucei brucei TREU927, 513 nucleotides. RefSeq lists its product as hypothetical. The record is from RefSeq and is a predicted model, not a curated record. The transcript has a single exon. The coding region runs from base 1 to 513 and encodes 170 amino acids. Lineage: Eukaryota; Euglenozoa; Kinetoplastea; Trypanosomatida; Trypanosomatidae.